Propithecus coquereli (Coquerel's sifaka) is the source of this 1895-nucleotide messenger RNA. It is a transcript of the gene AVPR1B, whose product is annotated as arginine vasopressin receptor 1B. Gene Ontology annotation, molecular function: peptide binding; vasopressin receptor activity. The transcript has 2 exons. Gene Ontology annotation, cellular component: membrane. NCBI's taxonomy places the organism in Eukaryota, Metazoa, Chordata, Mammalia, Primates, Indriidae. The record is from RefSeq and is a predicted model, not a curated record. Gene Ontology annotation, biological process: regulation of systemic arterial blood pressure by vasopressin; G protein-coupled receptor signaling pathway; positive regulation of vasoconstriction. Bases 162 to 1424 code for a protein of 420 amino acids.
CGAACUAUUUCCACCUGUUUUCAAGCCUUCCCGGUCAUUCCCACCUUUCUCCUCUCUUCGCCUUAAACCUUUCCCUGCCACUCCGUUGUAUCCAUCAAACCUCUCCACUCGCACCCACACCCUCCACCCCUCCUCCCUCUUCCCUCUCAGCAACCUUGGCCAUGGAUUCUGGGCUUCCUUGGGCUGCCAGCCCCACCCCCCAGGGCACCCUCUCUGCGCCCAACGCCACAACACCCUGGCUGGGCAGGGAUGAGGAGCUGGCCAAGGUGGAGAUCGGAGUCCUGGCCACUGUCCUGGUGCUGGCCACGGGGGGCAACCUGGCCGUGCUGCUGACCUUGGGCCAGCCGGGCCGCAAGCGCUCCCGCAUGCACCUGUUUCUGCUGCACCUUGCCCUGACCGACCUGGCGGUGGCGCUCUUCCAAGUGCUGCCCCAGCUGCUGUGGGACAUCACCUACCGCUUCCAGGGCCCCGACCUCCUCUGCCGGGCCGUCAAGUACCUGCAGGUGCUCAGCAUGUUCGCCUCCACCUACAUGCUGCUGGCCAUGACGCUGGACCGCUACCUGGCUGUCUGUCACCCCCUGCGCAGCCUCCAGCAGCCCGGCCAGUCCACCUACCGCCUCAUCGCUGCUCCCUGGCUGCUGGCCGCCGUCCUCAGCCUCCCUCAAGUCUUCAUUUUUUCUUUGCGGGAGGUGAUCCAGGGCUCGGGGGUGCUGGACUGCUGGGCAGACUUCCGCUUCCCCUGGGGGCUGCGUGCCUACCUCACCUGGACCACCCUGGCCAUCUUUGUCCUGCCUGUGGCCAUGCUCACGGCCUGCUACAGCCUCAUCUGCCACGAAAUCUGUAAAAACCUGAAAGUCAAGACAAAGGCCUGGCGGGCAGAAGGAGGGGGCUGGAGGACUUGCGAUAGGCCCUCACCUUCUGCUCCAGCGGUGGCCACUCAGGGGCUGCCAUCCCGGGUUAGCAGCACCAGCACCAUCUCACGGGCCAAGAUCCGAACCGUGAAGAUGACCUUUGUCAUCGUGCUGGCCUACAUCGCUUGCUGGGCACCCUUCUUCAGUGUCCAGAUGUGGUCUGUGUGGGACGAGAACGCCCCUGACGAAGAUUCCACCAAUGUGGCUUUCACCAUCUCCAUGCUUUUGGGCAACCUCAGCAGCUGCUGCAACCCCUGGAUCUACAUGGGCUUCAACAGCCACCUGUUGCCGCGCCCCCUGCGCCAUCUUGCCUGCUGCAGGGGUCCCCAGCCACGGAUGCGCCGGCAGCUCUCCAACGGCAGCCUGUCGAGCCGCCGCACCACGCUGCUGACCCGCCCCGGCUGCCCGCCCACCCUCAACCUCAGCCUCAGUGGGACGCCCAGGCCCACGGAGUCACUGAGGGACUUGGAACAGGUGGAUGGAGAAGCCACCACCGAGACCAGCAUCUUUUAGGGAAGACUCCAUGGAGUCUGGUAGUGCCCCCAGGACUAGUGGUAGGUCUCUGCCCACCCCAGGCACUGGGCGUAGAGCUGGGAGGGUCAGGAUUGCAGUGAAGGGGGUCCAGUCCGAGGCAGAGUGAAGAGGCCAGAAUGGCUGCCCUUGCCCAGUGUCACUGCCCCUAGUGUAAGGGCUGCCCUCAUGGGCUCCCAGUCUCCAUGCUGGGAGUCAGGGACAAUCAAACUGCCCACCUCCCUGGUCCCUCUACACUCACAGGGUGUCUAUGAGCACCUUGGGUGGAGGAUGUGGUGCCCCAGGUCUGGGCAGGGCUAGGACGGAGCUGCCUGAGGUUCCACAGGUGGCAGGAACUCAGAGGCUGGUCUCGUGCAUUGGCUACCUGUCCACUUUCUAACCUGACUAGCUUGACCAGGAAAGGGGAGAAAUGAAAAACUGUGAGGAGGACCCCAUUUGGGUCCUGGAUUUUUU